This is a messenger RNA of Daldinia decipiens, 1225 nucleotides long. Its product is annotated as small regulatory subunit of acetolactate synthase. Lineage: Eukaryota; Fungi; Ascomycota; Sordariomycetes; Xylariales; Hypoxylaceae. Gene Ontology annotation, biological process: branched-chain amino acid biosynthetic process. Bases 173 to 1123 code for a protein of 316 amino acids. Gene Ontology annotation, molecular function: acetolactate synthase regulator activity. The record is from RefSeq and is a predicted model, not a curated record. Gene Ontology annotation, cellular component: mitochondrial nucleoid; acetolactate synthase complex. The transcript has 2 exons.
CUUCACCAGCCAACAUUUUCAAGGCAUUUUUAAUGGCCACAAUUUUCCACUAAGUGGUGAGUCAAGUUGGUGGAAACUUUUACCAAUUGAGCCCCGCCAGACUUCUGUCAGGCUUCGUGGACUGCCAUUUUGAUCAGAGGACUUUUCGAGUUCUCGUUUACGAUCAGAAAUUAUGGCGUCCCGUACACUUGUUCAAGCCAAUUGCUUCAAGGCCAUCUCCUCGAGCGUACGAGCCAUUCCUCACACUCACACAUCCUCAAGAUGGGGCUCAAGUAGAAGUUCUACUUCGGCCAUUGCCUACAAAGCUCUUCGCCGCCGUCAAGCUCCUCUCCCUACCAAUGACAUACCGUCAUCGUGGUCUGCGCAAGCAGCCGUCUCUAAUAUUCUCUACGAAACCCCGACACCCUCGAUGGCCCCACCGAAACGUCAUGUUCUCAACUGCUUAGUGCAGAACGAGCCUGGUGUCUUGUCCCGAGUUUCUGGUAUUCUAGCAGCGCGCGGUUUCAACAUCGACUCUCUGGUUGUGUGCAGUACCGAGGUUGAGGACCUCUCCCGCAUGACAAUUGUUCUUACCGGGCAAGACGGCGUGGUUGAGCAGGCGCGACGGCAAUUAGAGGAUCUAGUACCCGUCUGGGCUGUCUUAGACUACACAAACGCCGCUCUAGUCCAAAGAGAAUUGCUGCUUGCCAAGGUUAACAUCUUGGGGCCGGAAUACUUCGAGGAGUUGUUAGCGCAUCACCGCGAAAUUACAGCCGAGUCUGACCAAGCAGAGGCGGGUGACAGGACCCUGGAAGAUAUCUCUGAAGACUUCCAUCCCAGCAGAAUGGUGGCUAGUCAGGCCCUGCGACUUAAGCAUGAGCAUCUCAGAUCCAUAACUUACUUUGCUCACCAGUUUGGAGGCAAGGUGUUGGAUAUCAGCACAAGCAGCUGCAUUGUUGAAGUGUCUGCCAAGCCAGUCAGGAUUGAUUCAUUCCUAAAACUAAUUGCACCAUUCGGAAUUCUAGAAUCGUCACGGACAGGUCUCAUGGCAUUGCCUCGAUCGCCUCUAUAUGGCCCAGACGAGGAUAGCAUUGUUAAAGAGGCAGACGAGAUCGUAGAUGCCAGCCAGUUACCUCCUGGAUAACCUAGAAGUCUGGCGGGGAUUAGGCGUUGGUGGUCAGAAAACAUUUGCACUGGCUUACUUUGAUAUUAUUACUUCGUAGAAAAGAUCAUACAAGUGCGAACU